UAGUUGGUUUUUUUUUUGUGGUGAAGGUCCUUCCUCGUAGAAUUUGCUAGAACGAUUGCCUUGCAAUAAUUUUUUGUCUCGGAACCGAGAAUUGAGCGACUGUCAGCUGACGUGUUGGAGAAAAGAGAAGUGUAAAGUGUUGUUGCGAAUUUUAUCUAUUCUACUAAAUUUCGUCUGUUAUUUCUGAAUAUUAAUUAUUGGAAGACUUGUUUUGCUUCGAUCAGCUGCCUGUGUCAGCUUAGAAGAUGGUAAAAGAGACGACGUACUACGAUGUACUGGGGGUGAAGCCCUCUUGCACUUCGGAUGAACUCAAGAAAGCUUACAGGAAACUAGCGUUAAAGUACCACCCAGACAAGAAUCCCAAUGAAGGAGAAAAGUUCAAGCAGAUCUCGCAGGCGUACGAGGUGCUGUCGAACCCCGACAAGCGCCGCCUGUACGACCAGGGCGGGGAGCAGGCGCUGAAGGAGGGGGGCAUGAGCGGCAGCGGCUUCUCCUCGCCCAUGGACAUCUUCGACAUGUUCUUCGGGGGCGGGGGGCCCUUCGGCGGCUCGCGGAGCCGGCGGGAGCGCCGGGGCAAGGACGUGGUGCACCCCCUGCAGGUGUCCCUGGAGGAGCUGUACAAGGGGGCUGUCCGCAAGCUCGCCUUGCAGAAGAACGUCAUCUGCGAGAAGUGUGAAGGGCGCGGGGGCAAGAAGGGCACGGUGGAGCGCUGCCCCGGCUGCCAGGGCUCGGGCAUGAGCGUGCAUGUGCAGCAGCUGGGGCCGGGCAUGAUCCAGCAGAUCCAGACCAUGUGCCAGGACUGCCGCGGCUCGGGCGAGCGCAUCAGCCCCAAGGACCGCUGCAAGACCUGCCUCGGCAUGAAGACGAUCAGGGACCGCAAGAUCCUGGAGGUGCACGUGGACAAGGGCAUGGUGGACGGGCAGAAGAUCACGUUCGGCGGGGAGGGCGACCAGGAGCCGGGCCUCGAGCCGGGGGACAUCAUCGUGGUGCUGGACGAGAAGGAGCACGAGGUCUUCAAGCGCUCGAACAACGACCUGAUCAUGCAGAUGCGCAUCGACCUGGUGGAGUCCCUGUGCGGCUUCCAGAAGGUGAUCACGACCCUGGACGACCGAGCGCUGGUCAUCACUUCGUUGCCAGGGGAGGUGACCAAGCACGGGGACGUGAAGUGCAUCCUGAACGAGGGCAUGCCGCAGUACAAGAACCCCUUUGAGAAGGGGCGGCUCAUCAUCCAGUUCAUGGUGAACUUCCCCUCCGUGCUGCCCCCGGAGCUGAUACCCCAGCUGGAGAACUGCCUGCCCCCCAGGCCGGAGGUGAUGAUCCCGGACAACGCGGAGGAGUGCAUGCUGGUUGAGCUGGACCCGGAGCAGGAGGGCCGGCGACGCAACUACCGCAACGCCUACGACGAGGACGAGCCGGGGCACGGCCAGAGCCGUGUGCAGUGCGCCACGCACUGAGUUGGGCCACGCCACGCGGUUUAUCCGGGUCCACUGCGGCGGCCUGCACUCUCUCUCCUUUCCCGCAGACCUGCUGCAACACGCGCCGUAGAGUCGUUCCCGUAGCUGUUUGUGUUGCCGUCGCACGCCCUCUGUCUUGUAGUGGUCCUUGUCAACCGAUAUUGUUGAAGAAAUAUAUAUAUAUACAUGUAUUGUAAAACGUAAUUUAUUCCAUUUGUGUUCCUCCAAGAGACUUGCUUAGCGGGUGAGAUGUUGACGAGUGAAGCUUUUUGGCACGGUGUGUGUGUGUGAAGUCGGUGACUGUGAAAAAAAAAUAAAAAUAAACUGAAAGUGGGUUGAAUUGGAUGAUUGAAGAGUCUGUCUGAAUAAGGAAUGAAAGUUACACUCAAAUUUUAAUUUUUUUUUAAACUAAAAUUGCUUACUAGUUCAUCUCGUGGUUAUUAAAUAUACUGCAUUUGAGAAAUGAGUAGCUAUGCUGCAUUGUACACAUCCAAGAUUUCUCGUUUCUUCCUGAUCAUAAAAAUGUUUUAAAUAUAAACCAAAUUUUUUUUUAUAUUACUAUUUCAUUGUUCUGUUUUUUGCUGUAACUGACAUUGUGAUUUUAUGCACUGCUUAACAGUUCAGUAAUAAAUAAUUUGUUUUGAGAA
Messenger RNA from Bacillus rossius redtenbacheri, 2101 nucleotides. It is a transcript of the gene Droj2, whose product is annotated as dnaJ homolog subfamily A member 1. Gene Ontology annotation, biological process: response to heat; protein refolding. The transcript is spliced from 8 exons. Bases 246 to 1454 code for a protein of 402 amino acids. Gene Ontology annotation, molecular function: ATP binding; Hsp70 protein binding. The record is from RefSeq and is a predicted model, not a curated record. Lineage: Eukaryota; Metazoa; Arthropoda; Insecta; Phasmatodea; Bacillidae. Gene Ontology annotation, cellular component: cytoplasm; cytosol.